AUGAGCAGUGAGAUAGAUCAGUUAUACAAGAUUUGUUGUGUUCUUGGCAAACCAGACUGGACCACGUUUCCUGAAGCAAAAAGCAUAUCUCGGAUCAUGAGUAUUAGUCACACAGAGUUUCCACAUACAAGGAUUGCUGAUCUACUCCCUAAUGCUUCUCCUGAAGCUAUUGAUUUGAUCACUAGACUUUGCUCAUGGGAUCCAUUGAAACGACCAACUGCUGAUCAGGCGCUAAACCAUCAUUUCUUUAAUAAUUUUCUCUUUUUCCCCAUGGUUAACAAUGAUCGUGAACCAUCAGUUUUCUGGUCUCUGCUCUCUCCUGAUGAAAACCGCGUCCAUGCACCUGUUGAAUCAUCAUGUGCUUUAUCUCUGUCCUUCAGUCCAAUGCAGCAACACACAAGCGUGGGACCUCCACCACAUUCAACAACAGGGUUCACCAUGGGAUCAUCAAUGCAACCGAACAUGUUGGACCGUCCAUGGAUGGCUUUGUCUGUGCCCUUUCAACAGUCUCACUACCUCUGA
Molecule: messenger RNA, 522 nt
Organism: Eruca vesicaria subsp. sativa (arugula)
Lineage: Eukaryota; Viridiplantae; Streptophyta; Magnoliopsida; Brassicales; Brassicaceae
Source: the annotation of a GenBank genome assembly